This is a messenger RNA of Protopolystoma xenopodis, 276 nucleotides long. The record is from the annotation of a GenBank genome assembly. Lineage: Eukaryota; Metazoa; Platyhelminthes; Monogenea; Polystomatidea; Polystomatidae.
AUGACUGUUCUCACGUACCGCUUCUUGCGCUUGCCACCAUCAUGGCGAAGUCGACUGGAUUUCUUCUCAAAGAGUGUCGAAGCCCAAAGUCCUCCAAUGACCUUUUGCCUUAAUCAGCAUGUUUGGGACUACAUUUGCUUCCCUCCUGCAUUUGAUCGUGGUAUCUCUUCUAAUUGGUUACAUUACGAAGUGCAGUAUCGGUUUCCCAGUUCCCUGCCAUCUCUUUUGCUCGGGCCCCGAUCAGUUCAAUAUAUUCGAAGCAUAUGCGGUCUUUAA